AUGGCGUCACUUUGUAUCGACUAUCUGAAUCUUCCCAUAUUUGUGGGCUCAAUUUCAGGCGAUGCCGCCCUUCGCGGUGACUAUGGUUUCAUGGAAUACGCUGCUCUGUACUGGAUUCGGCAUUUGGAAGGGGCAAUCGCGGAAGCGAAGAGAAGAAUCGCGAAGACAAAAUUACGAGAGACCCAGCAACCCGAGGACAGCGAUGACAGCGAAGCUCCUUUUGCCUAUCCAACCUUACAGGAAGAUGAAUACUCGCGUAUUAUGUCUCCACUUGCCGAAUCACUCGGCGUCUUUAUUGAUCAUCACUGGACAUCGCCAAAAUCUUAUCUCACAGUUUCCGACCGGAACAGAAAGAAUCUCCAAGUAUUCGAGCCCUGGUCCUUUUACGAAGAGUUACAGCAAAUCUAUGUAUCGACCCGGAAGCAGUUGCAUUCUUUUGGGCCCCUAAAAAAGGACGAACUUUCAACGGACAUAACGGAUGUUAUUGAACAGGUCCGGGCAGUAAUUGAAGAUUCAUUCUCGAUGUCUCAGGGCUCUGAUCCACCCAAGGAUAUGGUGGAGAGAUAUGGUCAAGGUCCUUACCGAUGUGCUCGCUUCAGCUGUCGCUCAUUCACCUUCGGGUUUCUGACGCCGGAUAAGCGAGAGAAUCAUGUCGCAAGGCAUGAGAGGCCACAUAGGUGCAACGACGAAAAAUGCGAAAACGGCUUUGAUAUUGGAUUCGCGUCUCUUGCUCAAUACAAAAAACACAUGAAGGACUACCAUCCGGACCUCUCUCAGCGAGACCACGAGUUUCCCACGGACAAGGAGAUACAAUUGAGCAUUCGCGCUAAAAAUACAGAAUCGCAAGCGCAGGCCGCAAAAAAAACCACCGACACGACCACUAAGGAUAAUGCGGCACCUCAAAGAACUGCAGAAGUUGUAUCUGAUGGAGAUGAAUCCUCUACUGCCGCAUCAGAGCCCGAGAUCCGACCUCGCCCAGCCCCUAAAAAGCGCAGCAAGGACGACCUGAAAUGCACAUACUGCCAAAAGGAAUUCACAAGACUUUACAACCUCAAGUCUCACCUCUUGAUACAUCAAACCAAUCUCAGGUUUCCUUGCGAAGAUUGCCGACGAUCUUUCAUUCGGAAGAGUGAUCUCAAUCGUCACAUGAAAUCUCACACUGGGGAAAAGAAGUGGGUUUGCGGGGGAUGUGAUACAGCUUUUGCCCGAUCAGAGACCCUAAAAGCCCACCAACAACAGUCGAAAAAGGGCCAGGCCUGUCUUGAGGACCUCCAAAGACGACAGCAACAACAGAUGGAAGAGCAAGAUUUAAUUCUGCCUUCAAUCUCCUCUUUCCUUCCGAAUUGA
Molecule: messenger RNA, 1347 nt
Organism: Penicillium manginii
Lineage: Eukaryota; Fungi; Ascomycota; Eurotiomycetes; Eurotiales; Aspergillaceae
Product: C2H2-type zinc finger protein
Exons: 1
Coding region: 1-1347 (448 amino acids)
Cellular component (GO): nucleus
Source: RefSeq, a predicted model, not a curated record